CACAGAGUGACUUCUGGCUUUAGUGCAUGGUACGUGCAAAGGGAGCAAAACGACUGUGUUUUGAGGGGUGGGCAGGGGCUGCUGCCCAUCCGCACAGCAGAGCGCCCGCCUUCGUUUACAUCGCUCCUCUUUCUUCCCGCACGCGAGAGAGAGAGAGAGAGAGAGAGAGACCUUGUUUAUCUCUCAGACGUUGUUUGGCUGGGAGUUAAUUGAACAAGCCUAAGCCUAAUCCAAAGGAUGUUGGCGCCGGCGUCUCCAACAGGAACCUAUAUGCCCCAAUUACUAUGCAGUUCUGGAUUAGGAACUAGAGAGCAAGGAAUAGGAUAUCCAAGGAGUCAAUUGAAUCCUUCUCGGCCGUAUCCCACCAGUUACCCUCCUCUGUCCAGAUUCAGUACCACCAGACCCGUUCGUCUAUCCCUAUCUUCUCCAAGGAGGUGGUCCAGUAAUGGAGGAAUUGGUGGGCCAGUACAUUCUAGGAAGGAAUGCAAUAUCCGGAAAUGGCAUACCACCAUGCUUGAUGAACAUUCGGCCCGAGCGUCAGAUCAACAUAAAUGUUUCUGUGGCCUACGUUAUCGGCCCAGAAGACAGAUUGGUGUCAAUGGAUUUACAUCAAGAGUCUUUUCAGACAAAUCUUCUUUUCACUUAUCCGGGCAUAGAUUUGGCAACGGCGUUGUAAAGCAAGUUCACAUUCCACAUGCAACCGUGGGUCCGGAUGAGCCUCAUGCAGCAAGUACUAUCAUGCCGGGUGGUAUUUUAGAGGAACAAAGUCUUGAUUCGUUGGAUCUUGAGAUGGAAAGAAUAGAAUUGGAGAGGAUUUUGAGUUCCAAACUUCCUUCGCAUCCAAAGUUAUAUAGGGGACAACUGAGGAAUGGACUGCGCUAUCUUAUUUUGCCAAAUAAGGUUCCAGCAAACAGGUUUGAAGCUCACAUGAAAGUUCAUGUGGGAUCUAUUGAUGAAGAAGAUGAUGAGCAAGGCAUUGCACAUAUGAUCGAGCAUGUCGCAUUCCUUGGAAGUAAGAAGCGUGAGAAACUUCUUGGGACAGGGGCACGUUCAAAUGCUUACACAGAUUUCCAUCAUACCGUGUAUCACAUUCAUUCACCAACUUGUACAAAGGACUCGGAUGAUGAUCUACUUCCGCCUGUUCUUGAUGCUUUGAAUGAGAUAGUUUUUCACCCACAGUUUCUGGCUUCUCGGGUUGAGAAAGAAAGAAAAGCGAUAUUAUCAGAACUACAGAUGAUGAAUACAAUAGAAUACCGUGUUGAUUGCCAGUUGCUACAACAUUUGCAUUCUGAAAACAAGCUGAGCAAGAGAUUUCCUAUUGGGUUGGAAGAGCAAAUUAAGAAGUGGGAUGCCGAUAAGAUAAGGAAAUUCCAUGAGCGUUGGUACUUUCCAGCAAAUGCUACCUUAUUCAUUGUGGGGGACAUUGACCACAUUUCUAAGACAGUUUACCAAAUUGAAGCUGCUUUUGGGCAAACUGGCCCAGGAAAUCAGACAGUCACAACAUCUACACCUAGUGCAUUUGGUGGAAUUGCUAGUUUCCUUGUUCCUAAGCUUCCAGCAGGACUGGCUGGCAAUUUUUCCCAAGACAAAUCAGUUGGUUCUAUUGAGCAGUCAAAGAUUUUACAAAAGGAAAGGCACGCAGAUCGCCCUCCUGUUGAGCAUAAUUGGUCCAUCCCUUGGAGUAAUGAGAAUGUAAAGCCUCCCCAGAUAUUUCAGCAUGAGUUGCUUCAGAACUUCUCCAUUAAUAUGUUCUGCAAGAUUCCCGUUAAUAAGGUCCAAACGUAUGGCGACUUGCGUAAUUUUCUGAUGAAGAGGAUAUUUCUUUCUGCUCUUCAUUUCCGGAUAAAUACCAGAUACAAGAGUUCCAAUCCACCAUUCACCUCAAUCGAAUUGGAUCAUAGUGAUUCGGGAAGGGAAGGCUGCACUGUAACUACUCUUACAGUGAAUGCUGACCCGAAGAAUUGGCAAAGUGCAAUAAAAGUUGCUGUUAAAGAGGUUCGAAGGCUUAAAGAGUUUGGUGUCACAAAAGGUGAAUUAGCUCGUUAUAUGGACGCCCUUUUAAAAGAUAGUGAACAGUUGGCGGCAAUGAUUGAUAAUGUGUCAUCUGUGGAUAAUUUGGAGUUCAUCAUGGAGAGUGAUGCGCUUGGCCAUACAGUGAUGGAUCACAGACAAGGACAUGAGAGUUUGGUUGCUGUUAGUGGAACAGUUACUCUGGAAGAAGUUAAUUCUGUUGGUGCCAAGGUGUUAGAAUUUGUGGCCGAUUUUGGAAAGCCAUCUGCACCACAUCCUGCAGCUAUUGUUGCAUGUGUUCCAAAGAGAAUUCAUGUUGAUGGAAUAGGAGAAGCUGAGUUUGAGAUAACGCCAAGUGAAAUAACAGCUGCUAUUAGAUCAGGGUUAGAGGAACCCAUAGAGCCAGAGCCAGAGCUACAGGUGCCUAAAGAAUUAAUAACUUCCCCACAGCUGCAGGAACUACGGUUGCAACAUAGGCCAUCUUUCAUUCCUAUAGCUCCAGAAAAUGGCACUAAAAUUUAUGAUACGGAAACAGGUAUCAUUCAGCGGCGUCUAUCGAACGGAAUUGGUGUGAAUUACAAGGUGUCAAGAAGCGAGACCAAGGGAGGUGUAAUGCGACUUAUAGUUGGUGGUGGCCGAGCAGCUGAAAUGCCUAAUUCAAAGGGUGCUGUUGUUUUGGGAGUUCGAACUCUAAGUGAGGGUGGUCGUGUUGGCAACUUUUCAAGGGAACAGGUAGAGCUUUUUUGUGUGAAUCACCUUAUAAAUUGCUCGCUGGAGUCUACUGAAGAAUUUAUUUGCAUGGAGUUCCGUUUUACUUUAAGAGACGAUGGGAUGCGUGCAGCUUUCCAGCUUCUUCAUAUGGUUCUUGAGCAUAGUGUAUGGCUUGAAGAUGCAUUUGAUCGUGCGAGACAGUUAUAUUUGUCGUAUUAUCGCUCCAUUCCCAAAAGCUUAGAGCGGUCAAUCGCUCACAAGCUUCUUAUAGCAAUGUUGAAUGGAGAUGAGCGUUUUGUAGAGCCUACACCAAAAUCGUUGGAGAACUUAACAUUGGAAUCUGUAAGAGGUGCAGUGAUGAAUCAAUUUGUCACUAAUAAUAUGGAGGUAAGCAUUGUCGGGGACUUCUCAGAGGAGGAUAUAGAGACCUGUAUACUUGAUUACCUGGGCACAGUUAGUGCAACAGGAGAUUUGAAGAUGACUAAUGAAUAUAGCCCAAUCACAUAUCGACCAUAUCCACAUGAUCUGCAGUUUCAACAAGUUUUCUUGAAGGACACUGAAGAGAGAGCAUGUGCAUUAAUUGCAGGCCCAGCUCCAAACCGCUGGGGCUUAACUUCCGAAGGCAUUGACCUUUUCGAAUCCCUUGGGAAUAUGUCAGCUGACAAUGAUGACCAAUCAAAAUCUGAGGCACAAAACAAACCGCAAGGAAGAUUUCGCAGUCAUCCACUCUUCUUUGCCAUUACAUUGGGCUUGUUGGCUGAAAUAAUAAAUUCAAGGCUUUUCACAACAGUGAGGGAUUCUCUUGGUUUAACAUAUGAUGUAUCAUUUGAAUUGAACCUGUUUGAUCGGCUGAAGCUUGGGUGGUAUGUCAUCUCAGUAACAUCAACACCAGGGAAGGUGUAUAAAGCUGUUGAUGCUUGCAAGAAUGUCCUCAGAGGUUUGCAUAGCAACAAGAUUGACCCAACAGAAUUGGACCGGGCAAAACGGACCCUGUUAAUGAGACAUGAGGCUGAAAGCAAGUCAAACGCAUAUUGGCUAGGAUUGUUGGCUCACUUGCAAGCUGCUUCUGUCCCAAGGAAGGACAUAACAUGCAUUAAAGAUCUUAAUUCGCUGUAUGAAGCUGCCACAGUCGGAGACCUAUACCUUGCCUAUGAUCAGUUGAAGAUUGAUGAAAGUUCCUUGUAUUCUUGCAUUGGUGUAGCUGGGGCUCAGGCUGGAGAAGAAAUUGCCGUGGAGGAAGAAUCAAUUGAAGGCCUUCACAGUGUUCUUCCUUUGGGGGGGCGUGGUUUAUCGACAAUGACACGGCCAACGACGUAAAUAUAUUGGUUCCAUUUUCAGAUUGGAGCUGAAAGAGACAUUGACCGGUAUGACAGGUGCAGUGCUAUUGUUCACAGAGGUUCCCUGCCGGUGGGCAAUAGAAAAUUAGAUGGGUUAUUAUACACUAAGCAUCCCUUGUUGCAUUGGUGAUGCUUUGAUGGGCUUGCAGCACUCGAAAUGGUUGUUGGGCGCGCUAUGGCAAUGCUAUUAUGCCAUAACAAUCAGUCAUCAAUGGAAGGCUACCAUAACUGCCCCUUCGCAAAGGUUGUUAUUGGAAAGAGCGAGCUCAGUUGCCUGUCAGUCUCUAAUAUUUUACGUACCCUUUCAGUCUGUGAUGUUUUACUUCAUUAUGUCCAGACUACCCAUUCUUUUUCCGUGUCUGUGUUUAUUAAUUUCUUGUUGUCUAAGGGUAAAUUAGUGAAGAGGCCUGUGUUAUUAUUUAUAGCUGAUGUUUGAUGGCGUUAUGUAUACCUGUACAAUGGUUUAUUUUUCAAAAUAAAGGGUAGUUGGGUCGUUCUAAA
Rhododendron vialii is the source of this 4559-nucleotide messenger RNA. RefSeq names its product stromal processing peptidase, chloroplastic-like. NCBI's taxonomy places the organism in Eukaryota, Viridiplantae, Streptophyta, Magnoliopsida, Ericales, Ericaceae. Bases 238 to 4038 code for a protein of 1266 amino acids. The record is from RefSeq and is a predicted model, not a curated record. The transcript has 25 exons. Gene Ontology annotation, molecular function: metal ion binding.